Eutrema salsugineum is the source of this 916-nucleotide messenger RNA. Its product is annotated as 2-keto-3-deoxy-L-rhamnonate aldolase. The transcript has 4 exons. Gene Ontology annotation, cellular component: cytoplasm. Bases 1 to 852 code for a protein of 283 amino acids. The record is from RefSeq and is a predicted model, not a curated record. Lineage: Eukaryota; Viridiplantae; Streptophyta; Magnoliopsida; Brassicales; Brassicaceae. Gene Ontology annotation, molecular function: aldehyde-lyase activity.
AUGUCUGGUUCUCCUUCCUCACACUUCGGUGGAUUCAAACGCGCUUCCAACCUGCCCUCCCUUUUCGUUCGGGCUUCAACCGAACCUUUGAAGACUCGUCUGAAGAAUGGAGAGAAGCUCAAAGGGAUGCUCCUCUUCUCGGCCUCACCCACUCUGGCGGAGAUUGCUUCAUUGGCGGGAUACGACUUCGUGGUCGUCGAUCUUGAGCAUGGGCCGGCUGACUUUUCUGCUGCUCUAGCAUGCAUUGGGGCGACGGAAGUUUGCGGAGGCAAAACGGUUAUUAGAUUGCCGGAGAUCUCUGCUGCGUGCGCUAAGAAAGCUUUGGAUCUGGGACCAGAUGGAAUUAUGUUUCCCAAAGUUGAAACGGGAAAAGCAGCGGCUGAAGCUGUCUCUUUCUGCUCUUACCCGCCUCAUGGCGUUCGGGGAUGUGCCUACACUCUUGUCAGAGACUCCAAGUUUGGAUUCAACAAGAGAUAUUUGGAAGAUUACCGUGAUAACAGGCUCAUAAUGUGCCAGAUUGAAUCGGAGGAAGGUGUGAAGAACGUAAAUAAGAUCGUAGCCGUUGAUGAGAUGGAUUGUGUGAUGAUAGGGCCUAGGGAUCUGAGCGCGAGUUUGGGGCUUCUUCAUGACCCUGGGAACAAGAAGGUGAAGUCCGCCAUGAGGACGGAGGAGAUGGCGGUUUUGGAUUCUGAUCUGGUGAAUGUCGGAGCUUACUUGGCCGGAAUGGCGACGGAUUAUGACAAGGCGGUGAAUCUCAAGGCAUGUGGGUAUCACCUUGUGCUGGGAUCAGCUGAUGUGUCUCUGUUCAAGAAGGUCGUGGUUGAUGACAUCAAGACUUUUAAGCUGCUUUAGGUCUUAAAGACUCUUAACAAGUGAAAUCAUAAUUAACUUGAGAUUAAAGUAAUUUAGAGUUGGU